Molecule: messenger RNA, 975 nt
Organism: Orbilia oligospora ATCC 24927
Lineage: Eukaryota; Fungi; Ascomycota; Orbiliomycetes; Orbiliales; Orbiliaceae
Exons: 1
Coding region: 1-975 (324 amino acids)
Cellular component (GO): intracellular anatomical structure
Molecular function (GO): oxidoreductase activity, acting on NAD(P)H, oxygen as acceptor
Source: RefSeq, a predicted model, not a curated record
AUGCCAAUCGCCGACGAGAUCAUCCAGCCAACUUCUUCUGUCCCAGCUGCUGAGCCUCAGCUACAGCAAAAUGGCACCACUGACCUCCCCGAACUCCCACCAAGGCCACAAAUCGUGGAACCAUCCCGCAAGAACACCAACGGUGUUGUCUCAGGCCCUGUCCCGCAUAUCCUAGAUGCAGCAACGGGUUUAACACCAACUCUCCAGAAAUUCCGUCUCGAUGGAAAAGUCGCUGUUGUCACCGGCGGCGCCCGAGGGUUGGGGUUCAAUAUGGCAUCGGCCUUAUGUGAAUGCGGUGUAAAGGGUAUCGCAAUUCUCGACAUCCUCCAGGAACACGGCGACGACGCUAUUGCCCUCCUUCACCAGAAGUACGGCGUCGCAGCUGCGUUCUACAAAAUCGAUGUUCGUGACGAAGAAGCUGUCCGUGACGUCAUUGCCUCUGUUCAGAUUCAUCUUGGAUCUGUCGACAUCAUGCUCUGCUCUGCCGGUAUCGCAGACUCGAACAUCAAGGCUGAGGAAUACCCGCUCGACAAAUUCCGACGCUUGAUCGAUAUCAACCUCACUGGAUCUUUCAUCUGCGCCCAGGCUGCUGCCCGUGCCAUGAUCGACAAGGGAACAGGUGGAAGCAUCAUCUUUAUUGCUUCCAUGUCCGGCCACAUCGUCAACUACCCACAACAGCAGGCCUGUUACAACGCUUCGAAGGCCGCUGUAAUCCAGUUGAUGAAGAGUCUUGCCGCGGAGUGGGCACAGUACGGCAUCAGAUGCAACAGUAUCUCGCCGGGUUACAUGGACACUGCACUAAACCGUGUCCCAGCGUUGGAAGCCCAGAAGACGAUCUGGAAGAGCAGGACUCCACAGGAGAGACUUGGAAACGUCGACGAGCUGAACAAUACAGCCGUCUUCUUGGCCAGCGAGGCGAGUUCGUUCAUGACCGGUUCGGACUUGCUCAUCGAUGGUGGGUAUUGUUGUUGGUAG